This is a messenger RNA of Salvia hispanica, 1622 nucleotides long. Its product is annotated as putative purine permease 11. NCBI's taxonomy places the organism in Eukaryota, Viridiplantae, Streptophyta, Magnoliopsida, Lamiales, Lamiaceae. Gene Ontology annotation, molecular function: purine nucleoside transmembrane transporter activity. The record is from RefSeq and is a predicted model, not a curated record. Gene Ontology annotation, cellular component: membrane.
GCCACCGCUUUCCAAAGCUAGAAAAAAAAAACCGCAUAUUAAUUUCGAAAUUGAAAGAGUUGGCACUCGUCGUCUUCAACCAAACUAGCAAUCAAAUCCAUUCUCGAUACAAUUUCCCCAAAUUUUCUUCAAAUCGAUCCAGAUAUUUCGCAUCACAGUUUCACAGCAUCUAUGGGUUCACCCGUCUUAAUCUACCCGGUAUUUGUUUGAUUUUUACUGGUAUCGUCUUCCGCCAUAAUUCAAGGCUUCGUUCUCGUCAUGGCAGAGAAUCUAGUUCCUAUUCUGGCAGAUCAUGGUUAUCACCGACCACUUUACAACCUUAAGCGCUCUCACUGGUGGACUGUUGUCGUAUUCAACAUAUUAUUUCUUAUUGUUGGUCAAGCUGUUGCUGUGCUUUUGGGAAGGUUUUAUUAUGAUAAGGGUGGGAACAGUAAAUGGAUGGCUACUCUUGUCCAAACAGUAGCUUUCCCUCUCCUUUUCAUUCCAUACCUUUUCCUCCGCUCCCCUGAUGAGUCUACUAGUUUAUCAGCGCCACCUUCUACUCGCCUGAUGAUCAUAAUCUAUAUUGUUGUUGGGGUCAUUAUUGCUGGAGAUAACAUGUUGUAUUCCAUUGGAUUGCUAUACCUAUCAGCUUCUACUUAUUCUCUCAUCUGCGCCACACAAUUAGCAUUUAAUGCAGUUUUCGCAUUCUUCAUCAACCGGCAGAAGUUCACUGUCUUAAUACUGAAUUCAGUGAUAAUUCUUUCGUUAUCUGCUGCCCUGCUCGCUACCAAUGAUGGUUCAGAUAAACCUUCAGGGAUCUCCCGGGGCGAGUAUUUUCUUGGAGUUUUUACUACCCUUGCAGCCUCUGCACUGUACUCCCUCGUGCUGUCCCUCAUGCAGCUGACAUUUGAAAAGGUUCUGAAGAAGGAGACUUUCUCUGUUGUUCUUGAUAUGCAGAUAUACACAUCAAUUGUGGCAACUUGUGUCACCAUUGUAGGCCUCUUUGCUAGUGGAGAAUGGAGGACUAUAAAGGGAGAAAUGGACAGCUUUGGCAAUGGAGAGGUUUCUUACAUAAUGACACUGGUAUGGACAGCCAUAGCGUGGCAAAUCUGUUCAGUUGGUGUUGUAGGCUUAAUUUUUGUGGUAUCUUCUCUCUUCUCCAAUGUUAUCAGCACCCUUUCUCUAGCAGUCACUCCUAUUGCUUCUCUGGUUGUCUUCCAUGACAAGAUGAAUGGGGCGAAGAUAAUUGCUAUGUUGUUGGCCUUUUGGGGCUUUGCUUCUUACAUAUAUCAGAACUAUCUCGAUGAUCUUGAGGUGAGGAAGAAUCAAACUGAAUCUUGUGAUGCCACCAACACAAGUGAUCCUUGUUAACUGAAGAUCUCCACUCCAUAAACUCGACUUUUAGGGGUUCCGAUUAUCAGUCAAUUUCUCAUUGCAAAGAUUACUGCUGCCAGUGAUUUUGAGAUGAAUUUUGUAGGUUUAGAGUUGAAUUGUGUUAUAUCAGACCAAAUAUUUCUGAUACAAAAGUGUAGAGAUAUGGCUGAUCAAGAAAUCUGUGCAAUAAUUCAAGUUAUGAACAUCAUUGAUAGUCUAUGGUGAAUUUGUGCAAUAUACAACCUUGGCCUUUUCUUCUGAAUAAA